AUGGAGCAGAACUUUCCCCGCUGUGUGCGUGAGGCCUGGGAUUCCGUAGAGAAAUCGCAGGAGCCAUCCCCGAUCUUCAAGAAUCCGGGGCCCUGGUCACUCUCUCUCUAUCCUGCGCUGGGCUACCUCACUUGGGAUGACCAAGACAACCUAGAACAAUAUUCUGCUCCCUGUGGGUUUCUGAAACAGUUCUGCCCGGUGCACAGGCCGAGAGCACAGAGCACAUCCAGUCAAGGUGCAACACUGCCCACUCCUGACCCGAGGCCCCAAACCCAGGAGCCAGAGAAACCGGUGUCACUCUGGAUCUUUGAGGACCCCGGGCGCUGGACACUCCCUCACUAUAUGCUGGUCCACCUCUUUUGGGACAACCAGAAUGUUGACCAGGAACCACAUUCUGGUCCUUGGGGGUUUCCGCACCAGGACUACUGGCUACAUGGGCCCAGAGUAUGGCACCCGUUCAGUCCUGGCAUACAGCUGCCCGUUAUCUACCCAACACCCAUCACCCAAGACCUAGGAGUCAUAGAUGCCUCCAGGAGUGGAGCCUAUCACCCAGGAGCCCAGAUGAUGUUCGGCCUGCAGCCUUUCUAUGCCUUUCUCCUCGCAGCAGGAAGGACACCUGAAACCGAGACUACUGAUAGACCCUUCCAGCAUCUCUCUCCUAGGGGACCACUUUCACCCGGAGGCUAG
Pipistrellus nathusii (Nathusius's pipistrelle) is the source of this 687-nucleotide messenger RNA. The record is from the annotation of a GenBank genome assembly. Lineage: Eukaryota; Metazoa; Chordata; Mammalia; Chiroptera; Vespertilionidae.